Selaginella moellendorffii is the source of this 570-nucleotide messenger RNA. RefSeq names its product cell division protein FtsZ homolog 1, chloroplastic-like. Bases 34 to 474 code for a protein of 146 amino acids. Gene Ontology annotation, molecular function: GTP binding; GTPase activity. The record is from RefSeq and is a predicted model, not a curated record. NCBI's taxonomy places the organism in Eukaryota, Viridiplantae, Streptophyta, Lycopodiopsida, Selaginellales, Selaginellaceae. The transcript is spliced from 2 exons. Gene Ontology annotation, cellular component: cytoplasm; chloroplast; cell division site. Gene Ontology annotation, biological process: chloroplast fission; cell division.
GUGAACGUAGAUUUCGCAGACGUGAAAGCGAUCAUGACAAACUCAGGGACCGCCAUGCUUGGAGUCGGGACUGCUAGCGGCAAAAACCGGGCAGAAGAAGCGGCUCAGCAGGCCACAUCGGCUCCAUUGAUCGAGAGAUCGAUCGAAAGAGCCACGGGUGUUGUUUACAACAUCACGGGUGGAAGGGACUUGACGCUUCAAGAGGUUAACCGAGUCUCUCAGGUGGUGACCGGCUUGGCAGACCCCGCAGCAAAUAUCAUAUUUGGUGCUGUGGUCGACGAGAGAUACGACGGCCAAGUUCACGUCACGAUAAUCGCCACUGGUUUCUCGCAAACUUUCCAGAAGACACUGGUGGAUCCCAAAGCCAGUGUGGCUCCGGAAGGAAAGAAGAGCCCAGCAGCGCCUGCUGUGGAGCAGCUCCCAUGGAAGCGUGGUGUUCCCGUGUCCUCCCGGUUUGCUCAAGGUCUCAGAUAAGUAGCUCCAAGGUGUGAUAUAGACAAAUCUCACUCUGGAAACAGCAGCGAGGGAGAAUUCAUGUUAAGUGGAGAAAUCAAGUUAGACAUAGCUACA